Molecule: messenger RNA, 4049 nt
Organism: Pseudocercospora fijiensis CIRAD86
Lineage: Eukaryota; Fungi; Ascomycota; Dothideomycetes; Mycosphaerellales; Mycosphaerellaceae
Exons: 7
Coding region: 1-4014 (1337 amino acids)
Biological process (GO): metal ion transport; transmembrane transport
Cellular component (GO): membrane
Molecular function (GO): protein binding; metal ion transmembrane transporter activity
Source: RefSeq, a predicted model, not a curated record
AUGCGACCUCCUCUCGACGUUACUAACGCUUUACAGUUGAUAUACUUAUAUCUCGCCGCCUCACACGGUCACACCAUUCGACAUCAGCAAAAACAGAACCAAAAGUUGUGUAGUCAAAUGCCACACAUGACAUGCCCUGCCCUGCCCUUUCCUCCACCAUCUCCCACCUUCUGGAAGCACAGGUCCUAUGCUUCCGGAACAUUGUACACUGUAUCCUCUGACUGGCACAUCGCUCCCGCAGCCGCAGCCGCAGCCACCAUCUGUUCUACUGUCGAGCGGCUGGCCGCCUGUGUAAACUUUGUAGUGAGCGCGGCGGCAUCGACUUCACCUCCCUUUCCAAGUGCCAGUGGGCAUCACAUGCGAUACGCCCGACGGGAACAUGAUCUGGACACUAGAAGACGAACGAGAACGAUAUGUCCAAGCGAGAUGUCAGCCUUCACACCAAGGCUACUCCGCGCAGUCGAAGCGAACGACAUUCUCAAGAUCAGACAUGUCAUCGAAGAAGCUCAAGGCCAGCGUCAGCUGAGUCGCAAUCUGCUAUCCAUCGGCUUAAUCAGGGCCUGCGACAAGGACUUCGCCGAUGUGGCCUCAUUCCUCCUCUCCAAGGGCGCCGAUCCAAAUUAUGCGAGUGGCAAUAAACCUCCCGCUCUUCUCAGGGCCGCGGAGUACGGUCUCGCUCGAAUCACUGAGACGCUCCUUGAUCAUGGUGCCGACAUUGAAGCAAGAGAGAAGAAACGGCGAACGUCUCUGAUGACCGCGGCCUGGAAAGGUCAUUUAGACAUAGUCAAGCUUCUCCUUGCUCGCGGAGCAUCCUUAGAGACCGUCGACAUCAGAGGUCGCAAUGUGCUUCAUAAUCUUGCCGCUGACAAAGGCGACAAGAAGACCUCUGGGAAGCCUACGAACAGGCCAAGACGGAAGUGGAGUAUCGACAUCGUACAUUACAUUCUUGGAGCAGGGAUCAAUCCGGAUGAAGUGGACGCCCUGGGGAGGACAGCACUUCAUUGGGCCGCAGUGACAGACAAUGAGGAAAUGAUGAAGCUUCUCCUGACGGUCCGAUUUCGAGGAGAAUCGCCCCAAGCUCGUUGCAACGCUAGGGAUAGCAGGAUGAAGACUGCACUUCAUUUGGCUGCGUCGCACAAUCGUUGUCACUUGCUACAGGUACUUCUUGCUCAUAAGGCGGAUGUGCAUGCUCGGUCGGAUGGAGGCUGGACAGCUCUUCAUAAUGCUUGUCAGUCUGGCCCCUGGUCUAUGGUCAAAGCUCUUAUCGAUGCUGCGUGCGAUGAGGAGGAAAGGGCAAGCUUGAUCAAUUGCGAGCUGCUCAAUGGCAGAACGCCGCUUCAUGUCGCAGCAGAGUUUGGUAACCAAGAAGCUGCCGAAUGCCUUCUGGAGCAACCAUUGCUGAAACGUGGUGUCAAGGAUCGCUUCGGAACCACACCUUUACUUAUGGCUGCACAACACGGGAAGACUCAUAUUGCUGAGAUGCUCGCUCCAUGGAACCACAUCAUUGAUCUAUCCGAGGACGAAAAGGACGCCGCAAAGCAGUUUAUGGCCACCAUUGUCGAUUUUGGUGAUUUUCGAAACGAAAACCGAGUCACGCGGCGUUCAGUGUACGAGCUUCUGUAUGCGAGAGACGUCAAGGAUGCCACGAAGCAUUUGAUUUCGACUGUCCCCAAGAACGUGAAGUCGACCAAGUUCCGCUGGAUCCACCUACCUGCGAACAACAUUGCAUGGAGUGAGACCUUACUCACGAAACGCUUUCUAGAGGAGGGUGCUACUGAUAUUGAAGGCUACAAAGCGCUGGAGUCAUCGUUUAGCCAUCAGCACCGUGGUCAAAAGCAUCACAGCCGCUUCAUGAGACCUAUGUGUCAAGUUGUGCAGCGCACAACACCGGAAGGCGACGAAUCUGGAACGCCUGCUGUUAUUGUCGAAGAAGCAGACAAGUUGUCUGCUUUACCAGGGAAUUCGACCAAAGGCAAGCAGAACGAGAAACAUACGAAGGCUCCGGCACAGACGAGUGAUGCUCAGGCGAGCGCUGGAGCGGACACUACCGCGGCCAAGAAGCAUAAGUCGGGCAGACCACCAGCUCGACAAGAUACCACAGAGACUAACUCGACACUGGCGACCUCAGAAGCUUCUAUGGAGCCCAAGCAGAUCAAACGCCAGGAGACGUCGUCUACAUUGGGCUCGAGUGGUGCUAAGCGUGGUAGUAAGAACUCAGCAAAUCGGUCGAAGAAAGAUCCCUCACGCCAGCAGUCACGCGGCCUUAGUCUUGAGAAAAGUCCGUCUCGGAAAGGAGUAAACAGCGCGUGUAACGUCUUCAUGUUCAUGCCUUACCUGCAUUUCGAGACAGAUCGUCGUCGCCAGGAGAUGCAGCGAGCUGUUGAGAAUGCCGAAAGGCUCCUUGCGCGCCAAGCUGUCUCCGUGUUCGCUGAUGAGGUACUUAUUCGAGCACAUCUUACGAAAAGCAGCUCGUUUCUCCACGUACGUCGCACUCUGGAUCAAUUCUUCUAUCACAACAUCGACACCCACAGCAGAGACUGCGAUCAAGUGGUGUACAGAUUCCAGAAGAAGAAUAAGAAAGACGAGGAUGUAGAUCCCAAAAUCUUCAUGGUCGACCAGCUAUGGAUGUGGAUCCUAGGCAAGGAUCUAGUAGUCACCAGCUUCCCUCAACGAUGGCGUCAGCCUCGAAACGAUCCUCUCAAUGUGCUGGAAGGCAUUAUCGAAGACAUCAAUUCGAAGACAAGAGAGCCUGUGCAAAAUGUGUAUGAGCUGGCCAUUUCCAUCGCUGGCCGCUGCUACGGAACCUUUGACCGACAUCGCAAAGGUGACGAUGACUUCCAAUUCCUCGACAUGUUCGAAGCUUCCAUUGGUGCUGCCAUGGAUAACGAAGCGAGCCUUUUUCAAGACUUUAGCAAAGCGUCUCGACAAGCCUCCGAAUGGCUUCACAGCCACAAGAAGCCCAACAAGUUCGCCCAGCACCUUGAACGAGAAUCCAAAGCGUGCGAGCACGCUGCCAAAAAGCACCCAGGAAAGGGAGGAGAUCUCGAACUGCACCUUGAUGAGAGCGAUCGGGAACCACAAUUCGUCGACAAGCUGCUCGACGUAGGAUCCGAGACCGACCUUCUCGCAGAAAUCAAAGACAUCCGCGACGAACUCGACAUCAUCCGGAUGGUUCUCAACCACCAACAACACCUCCUCCCCGACCUUCAACGCGCAAUCACCAACAUCUACAAAGACGAGCGCUCCUACGCACAAGAGAAAAAAGUGCACAAAAUCUUCGGCGAACAAGAAAAAAUCAUCGCAAACCCCCUCAAAGACAUCGACCGCAUGGACAAACAAGCAGAACGCAUCUACGGCAGCAUCCGCGACCUCCUCGAUCUCAAACAAAAACACGCCAACGCCUUCGAAGCGCGCUUCGCCCGCGACCAAGCCGCCGGAACCCAACGCCAAGGCCAAACAAUCAUGGUCUUCACCAUCGUCACCAUAAUCUUCCUCCCCCUAUCCUUCAUCUCCUCCUUCUUCGCCAUCAACGUCGACGAAUUCCCCCACCCCUACGGUCCGAACACGUCGCAAUCCCUGCAUUUAUCUUAUGCAUCCGCCUACAUUUUCGGCAUAGGUUUGGCCAUCAGUCUACCCUGUGUCGCUGCGGCGUUGAGUGUCGAUCAAAUCAAUCGUUUCGCUGCUGCGAUUAAGCAUCGGGUUCAUGCGAGAUGGUUGAAGAUGAAAGCCAAGUGGUAUCCGGAGGCAGUGCAGCAUGAACUGGAGGCUUUGAGUAUUGAGAAUUCGUUGAGUGUGGCGAGGAGUUUGAGGAGGAGUAUGGAUGUGAAUGGGAACGAGAAUUCUGGGAAUUUGAAUCUGAAUGGAAAUGGACAUGCGAAGAAGUUUGUGAGUCCUGUGAGGAGGAGUGUGGAUUCGACACGGGAUGAUAGGGAGAAUGGGCUGGGAAUUGGACCUGGAGCGCGGAAGAAGGAAUGCGAGGACGGAUACACUAUAGCCCUCCAUCUCUUUGAUUGAAGAGAAGAUGUCGUAUUUGGAUGUGAAUCGUCUUG